This is a messenger RNA of Sclerotinia borealis F-4128, 2856 nucleotides long. The record is from the annotation of a GenBank genome assembly. Lineage: Eukaryota; Fungi; Ascomycota; Leotiomycetes; Helotiales; Sclerotiniaceae.
AUGCCUCUUCGUACCAGGGGACCAACAACUCGGAUAACCACCGAUCACCAUACUCCUAAUACUCAAAGUCCAUAUACGACUCCGUCGCAUUCAACUUCGAACUCACGAUCCAAUUCCUUCUCCGAGGGCUCAUCGGGUCAUAUUCGAUCAGACGAUAGUCACGAAUUUUCGGACAAUUCACAAGAUUCUUGGAACGGAGUAGAAUACACUGACGAUAUCGAUCCAUCUGAAUCUGCUUCACGUCCACCACGCGCAGCAACAAGAUAUAGAGAACAGAUUAGCUCUCGAGAACAAAGUACAAGUCGGCCACCUCCCAUCGACCGUGCGCACGCAAGCUACGAGCGCCCAGCACGUCGUCACACCCCUGCCGCAGAACGAAAUAACCGCCCACCUAUAUCCCGAGUGCACCGGCACACAGCACCGGGACCAUCAUCAACCGUGGAUCACUUAGAAGAUUAUCCGGGCUAUGGCCGAGGCUAUCCUGCUCAACCAGUCGCUCCUUAUGGCGGAGGUAGGGCAGCGCCUCCGUCUGGUUAUGCCCCAAGCGCAUAUUCCGCCGGUGCCAAUAGUGCCCCAUAUGCACCACCAUUUGGCGCUCCUGGUGCUGCUCCUCCCUCAGGGCCUGGCCAAGGAGCUUUGACACAUUAUGGCGGCGGCUAUCCUCAGCAAUAUAACCAAAACUCAAACCCAUUCUCUCCACAAAAUCAGAAUUCAUUUGCUCCACAACCCUCUCCAAGUCCCGGAGGCGCUAGCUACUUUAACAGCCACGGCAGACAUGAUCCCAUGGCUAGACACGACCCCAUGGCUAGACACGACCCAAUGUCUAGACACGACCCAAUGUCUAGACACGAUCCAAUGUCUAGACACGAUCCAAUGGCUAGACACGAUCCGAUGGCUGGACACAAUCCAAUGGGCGGACACGAUCCGAUGGCUGGACACAAUGCUCCCAGCGGAUACCCUGGCCAUGCGAAUCAAGAACUUAUGCAUUACGCGCCUCAGCAUGGCUACCCUGGAAAUCAGCCUUAUGGUGGAGGUCAAGGCUAUCCAGGAUAUCCAGGGUAUGUGCCUCCAGGUAUGUCCCAUGGCAUGUCCCCAGGUAUGUCCCCAGGUAUGUCUCCAGGUAUGUCUCCGGGAAUGCAGGCCUUGCAACAUGGACAUCAUGGACAGCAAAGUAUGGCAAUGGCGCCAGCAGGGAUGCAAUACUUUCCCCCUCAAUUUUCUCCACCCGCCCCAGAGGCUGCUCCCGCUCCAGUGCCAGUACCGGUGAUUGAUAUUGAGAUGGAGAAAAAGAUGGUGUUGAUGGAGGAACAAAUGAAGAACGCAAAACUAGAAUCUGAUAGAGCUAAAGAACAAGCUGAAGCCGCCCAAAAAGCAUCUGAAGCAGCCACGAAGGCUUUAGCAGAUAAAGAAGCACGGGAGCUCAAAGAAAAACUGGAUGCUGAAGAAGCUGCAGCUAUAGCACAGAAACUGGCUGACGAGAGGGCCGAAUGGGCAAGGAAAGCUAACGAAGCGCAAGCUGCAAUCGAGAAAAGAGCUGCAGAAAGACAAGCUGAACUGGAAAAGAAAUCUGCAGAGAUGGAGGCUGAUUUGAGAAAGAAGGCAGCUGAAGCCGAAGCAGACCUGAAGAAGCGAAUGGAAGAAGCACAGACCUUAUUAGCAGCUAGGCUUGCGAUUGACGCGAAAGCAGAAAAGGAUGCCGCGAAUGCUGCUGCACAAGCGGCUUUGCAGGCCGGAUGGGAGAAGAAAGCGGCAGAUGCACAAGCAGAUUUGAUGAAGAAAGCCGCAACAAUGGAAGCAGAUCUGAAAAAGUUGGCUGCUGAUAAUGAAGCAGAUUUGAAAAAGAGAAUGGAGGAGGCACAAUCAGCUUUAGCAGCCAAAUUAGCGAAAGAAGCGAAGGAUGCUGCAGAUGCUAUAGAGGCCGCGGAGGCUGCAGCUGUCAAAGCUGGCUGGGAAGCUAAAAUAGAGGCGGAGAAACAAAUGGCAUUGAGAAAAGGGGCUGAAGAUGCACUCAAGGCGAAGGAAGACGAAGCAAAAGCAAAGGCGGCGGAAGAAGAAGAAGCAAAGAAAAGGGCAGACGAAAUUGCUGCCGCGAUUGCCGCCGCGACCGCCGCUGCCACUCCAGCAGCAGCACCGCCGCCUCCUCCACCAGUGGAGGAGAAGAAAAAACCAAUUAAAUUUAAAGAUGCCGUGGGAAGAAAAUUUAGCUUUCCAUUCCAGUUGUGUGAGACGUGGCCGGGCAUGGAGGAAUUAAUCAAACAAGCUUUCCUCCACGUUGAUUUCAUUGGUCCUCAUGUACAAGAAGGACACUAUGACCUAAUCGGACCCAAUGGUGAGAUUAUCCUGCCACAAAUAUGGGAUACCGUGAUAGAACCCGAUUGGGCCAUCACUAUGCACAUGUGGCCAAUCCCAGAAUCGUCAAGGCCAGCACCUCCCACUGGACCUCCUGGACCACCCCCAAUGAACCCAAACGGUAGGCCCCGAAGUUCUCAUGGACAUCCUCAUCAUUUUCCUAACCGUCCUCCAGCAGGACCUCUUAACGGCGCCCGAGGACCACCUCCACCUCCCCCCCCCUGGUAUGUCUAUGCCGCCUGGUAUGUCUAUGCCGCCUGGUAUGUCUAUGCCACCUGGCGGAUUAAGACCACCACCACCACCUGGAGUCGGCGGUCCUCCUCCCGUGCCGCCCUUCAUGUCUCACGCACCCGGACCAAGAAUUGUAACGGUCAAACCGAAAAAGAAGGUAGAAUUAGGAGUAUUGGGAUGGAUGGCAGGCCAGAGACCUGCGCCGUCGUCAAAAGGUCGGUCCAGAAAGUGAGCAUUACGACAGACAUUGCGUCACGUGAAUCCCUCAACACAUAA